GCUCUGUUCAGGGUCAGCCAAAAAAAAGAGGUUGCUUUUUCCAGGUCAAACCGCUACAAGUGGCCCUUUAUUCUAUUUUCCUCUUUACAGCUCCUGUCUGUGUUUUCUUUUAUAAAAGUUACCAGGCGACACUUUCUGUUCAUAUAAUUGUACAUACAGUAUAGAUAUAAUUUCUCUAUAUCUAUUAUGUCAGGAGACUCACCUUCAUUAACGGGUGGCCGCUUCACACCCAUUAAUAAGAAAUAUCCUGGGUCACCCAAAAGUUCAGCAGCGAACAGUAACAUGGCAGGCAAUCGCAAUGCUAAUGCGCGUGCACGUCUAUUGACCAGCAAAAUCACAGCUCCUCGUCCCAUUAACCUGCCUAGCUUACGGCGAGAAAACGCCGGAUCAGAAACACCCGCUUCGCAAUCGUCCAUCAACACUGGCUGGGGUUCACCUUCCGGAUCCCCUUUCGCAUCACCGCAAAGUAAACAGGCUGACGUUAAAUCGUCAACUCAACUCUCUCCUUCCGAACCAUUCAGCGUGUCUCCCACCCUCAGUAAAGCCCCCAUCACUUCCAGUUCCCCAAGUCUCUCCACUGCGACCGCUCUAUCGUCUUCCCCAAAGCAAUCCACACCAUCCAUUUCAGCUACCUCGCCACCCGUCGCCACCAGAGCAUGGGCCGUUCCUUCGACGGUUCCCAAAAAGCCUUCUUUCAGUUCUUCGGAUACUUCUGAUUUCCCAACUGCGGCCGAAGCAGCGGCAGGUCACAAACACAAGGAAAACCAGCCUGUUACCCAUGAAAAGAAACCAGAAGAAGCUAAACUGCCUAGCUCAGAUCCAUCGCCGGGAACAAAGCAUGCCAUGUGGGACGAGAUGGUGAGCGAAGAUUUGGACUACUCCGUUUCCGUGGUCGAAUUCGAUGAUGGCACCAAAGUAGCGUUGGAUCCCACCGAAGAGGAACCCGAAGACAUUUCAGGCACCGCGGAAUUUGUUUCGCCAGCGGAACGCUUUACCGAAGAUUACGAUCGAAGCUACCCUCCUCAGUUACGUUCAAUCCGUGACGAACAGAUGCAUCCUUUAUCGGAUGAAAGUCAUCGUCAAGGAGGCCAAGGUCAUUUCCGAUCUUACCGUCACGAUCAGAACGACAAGCAUGGAUCUCCUUAUCAUCGAUGGACUCCCACCGACAAACCCGAAGCGCGAUUGCAUCCCUAUGGUGCAGAGCGACGAUCCUCUAACAUGUCAACGGGCGAACGUGGCCCGUGGGGUCGUCCUCCCAUCAGCGGCGAUGGCCAUCGACGCGACAGUGCACAAUCCAUCGAUUCGGAACGCAAUCCGUGGGGACGUGGACGACCUGAUCGAAGACCGAGCCAGGAACAUAAAUCCGGCUUCCAUCCUACCCUUUUACAACGUCCGCGACGUCCAUCCGAGCAUAGCGCGCGUUCCGAGCAUUCGCAUGAUGAACGUGGAUCGUUCCAUGCCCCCGAUGCCAAUUCACCUGCUGGAUCCGAGGCUCUUCGUACGUCACCGCCCAAGGAACCGUUUGCCGAUCGGCCACCGGAAGUGGCAGCUGCUCAGAGAGAAGUCAUGCUGACCGCGGCGGAACGAGCCAAGAAACGACGUGAUGAGGAAGAAGCCGAAUUUGAAGCAGCACGUGAACGAGCGCGUCAGAAAGCCUUGGCUUUAGCCCGUGACAGUGCGACGAAGGAGCCCAAGGAGACUAAAGAGGCGAAAGAGGCAAAAGACGAAUCGAAGGAUGCCAAGCCAAAACAGGCAUCGUCGAAUCCAUCUUCUACGUCACCCGCAAGCGAGAAAGCCAAGCCAUCGAUGUCCUCUGAACGCACACCCUCGCCGGCCAAUGCGACGACCAAGUCUUCUCCAUCCGAUAAAGACGCUGUCAAACGCGAAUUGUCAUGGGUUCAGAUCGUGGACCCCAAAAAGAGAGAAUCGCCAUCGUUUACCAAAUCACCGGCGGCCACGGAAAAGGAACAAGACAAACCUUCAACCGUCGAUACUGCUUCGGAACCGCCCAAACCCAUGCCAAAGGAUUGGACCGAGGAUGAUAUUGCUUGGGAAAAUUACGUAAAGACGGUGAAAUCAUCCAGCAACGAUGCCAAUGCUCCCAUCAAGACCGGAGUCAGUGAAUGGAACUCUUUUGCCUCGCGUUUACAGCAAUCCACCAGACAACGUCGACAACAGGUGACAGGCGCUUCCGUGGCUGAAGAAAGCAAAGAGUCGAAUGAGACCCCAGUGCAACAGCGAACCACACCGGCACCACGAGGUCGCGGUCGCGGUGCUCAUGGAGAAGAUCGUGAACAAAGUGUUUCUCAGGAUCAGGAUCGUGGUAGAGGAAAAACAUGGGAUAAUCGUCGUAGCGGCAACGGACGUUCGCGUGACAGUACGGAUCUCGGUGCUACGACACCUUCACCGCGCGUUUCCAAAGGACGUGGCGAAACCAGCGAUACCUGGCGUCGUGCAUCAGCUCCAAAGAAAGAAGAACCAUCGCUCCAGGGUGUUGGGAUUUCUAGUCCAUCAGACGAAACUGCCGUGUCACCGGAAUUGACCCAGCCAUCUUCCUCCGUUCAACCCUCUUCAGAUACCCUUAAAAAACCGUCGAGUGAUGUAAUCACGGAAACAGAGGAACCCAUGGUGACAGCAUCCACCACAGCACCAGCAGAGAAGCAUCCAUCCGCCAUUCAAUCCAAACCCUCAACGACUACUACAAAAUCGGGACCGUCGCGUCGUGUCAAACGCUCCAUGUGGUCCAAGGAGAAAAGCUUGUUGCACCGUGCCUCCGCUCCCAUUUUUCCCGAAGCCGUCGAACGUAUUGCCGCCAACAGACCGGCUUUGUUGAAAUUCACAGUGGACACAGAUUCUGAGACCGAAGAAGAAGCUUCAGCACUUCUAGAACCUCAAAGUCACACAGUCGCAGCCGAUACGGUAGUCGAAGAGGAAGUGGUAGCUGUCAGUAUUCCGCUGCAGCAGGAGCAGGAGAAAGUGGCGUCGGCCGAACUUGGCACGGAAUCGACUUCUUUGACGGAAGCCAUCGUCAGUGAUCCCACCAAUAAUUCGACAACCCCAUCCACGGUCUCCUCUUUUGGUGCUAGCUCUUUGAAUGUCUCGAAUCCUGCUACUGCCCCAUCGGUAGCACAGCAGUCAGCUCGUGGACGUGGUCGAAAGAUGGAAGGAAUGGCACCCGGUUAUGCGGAUCCUAAUAUGAUGGCCAGUAAUCCAAAUUACCCAUUCUUGGUAUACCAGUUCCCCGCCAGUGAGGGCGCAGGCAGUCCUUCGAGAAUGCAAGCUUUUACUGGACGAUCCGAACAACAAGCAGAUCCGUUCAUGUCGCCUGUGAACAAGCAGCAGGGGGCAUCGCAACCUCCAUUGGAUAUCUAUCUCAUGCCACCGCCUCAACAGUACAUGUCCAACGGUCAAUAUUUACCCACUUUCCCACAAACUGGCACUGGUAAUAUGCGAUUCCAACCGGUGUAUGUUCCGCGAUUCCAAUGGAAUGCCGCGCCUGGCCCGCAGCGACCUCACGCCGUGUCUCCCACCAUGGUCCCUCCGCGACCUCAGUCUAGACGUCCUUACCAUGCACCGCGGCCUUGGCAAUAUACGCCAUCCAACACGGAUACCAAAUAUACACCGGGUACAUCCCAUUCUCCUCCCUCUUUUGAAUCCAUGCCAAGACCGGUUUGGCACGCACAUCCUGCCGCCUAUUCCAACCCACCCCGGGGUCACGUUAUGAAUGGUCAAUAUCGUCCUCGAGGCAACGGUUAUCAUCGUGGAUCCGGUCGCGGUUAUUGGUCCUCUCGUGGUCGUGGUGGUGGUCCUUCUGUUGCACGGGAAGCUCAAGCGUCGACUAGCAGUGAACGAUCUUCCUAAACACUCUUUGUGGCCUACCGUAUGUUUUGCUUUUCUUUUCUUCUCUCAAAAAAGCUUAACAUUAUCCUGUGUUCUACCCCUUUGUUUUUCUUUUCUCCUCCUUUUGCAUCGUAUGCUUUCCGUUUUCCAUCCAAAGAAAUUAAAAAUUCAAGGGAGAAAAAAAAAGAAAAACACUAUCAUGGAUAUAACUUAAGCUAGCUAGUGUAAUAAUUUCCAUGCGACAAAAAAAAUAUUCUAAUUUGACAGCAAUGUCAAGAAAAAUAAAUCCAAAAACAGAGAAAGAUCCUGGU
This is a messenger RNA of Radiomyces spectabilis, 4151 nucleotides long. RefSeq lists its product as uncharacterized. NCBI's taxonomy places the organism in Eukaryota, Fungi, Mucoromycota, Mucoromycetes, Mucorales, Radiomycetaceae. The transcript has 8 exons. The record is from RefSeq and is a predicted model, not a curated record. The coding region runs from base 187 to 3861 and encodes 1224 amino acids.